AUGAUCGGCGUUCAGUUUGACAAGAAGAAUAUUGUUCGGAUUGAUAAAAGUUCUGCUCUGCCUCAACUUGUGCAGCCCCUUUUGACGCAGUUCCAAAAGGUUCUCUGGGCAUGGGAUGGAGGCGAUGUCGACAAAGACGGCACAGGAGUCACACGCCGGGCAUGGAAACUCCUCGACGUUAUUUGUCGCAUUCUCAAGCCUGCUCGACCUUACUAUAUUGCUUCAUUCCACACGAUGCGGAACCUGGACAUGUGCAGGAAGAUUUAUUCAAGAGCGAGGUCAUCCGAAGAUUCCUGGGAUUUGUUGAAAGCUCUGCGAAAUGCACUACAUUUCACGUUCGCUGCGGCUGGAGUAUCUCGGGACCCUGCCCAGUUGUGGUAUUCCCUGUUGUGGCAAAUCGAUUCCCACUCUCCAGAAGACUUCGACUGGCUGGUGGACUACCUCGACUACACUGAUCACGAGACAAUAUAUGAAAUCCUUCUUCUGCUGGGUACUACAGGAGCCCGCUGCAGCCCAGCUAAACAACAUACAUUCAUUAAGAACCUUAUCGCAUGCAUGGACAGUGACAUGCCUAACAGUUUACGUCACGCCGCUCUUCGUGCUGUUCACAGUGUCCGACAAGAUAUGGCAUCAAUUCAUGUGAUUGAUGAUGCAAGCUUACGGGACAUGGUUUUGACCGAGCUCUCCCCCGCUAUUCUGACCGCGGUUUGUCCGCGACCAGGUGCAACACCCGCAGAUGAUGGCCCUGACCGCAUUUUCAAUGAUUAUCAGCGCGACUUGCGCUAUCUCGAACUGGUUUUUGCCCUCGCGAGGAAUUCCAGCUGGCACUCCCAUUUAUCUGGGGAUCGCCAUAUAGAUCAGUGCAUUAGCAUGAUUGAAGAAUACAGCUUCAGCCCGCAUGCAUUUUACAUAGCUGGCAUCUUCCUCCGAAUCACACCUGAACAGUGGUCGCCCACAUCGCCCGAUUCUAUCACAGAGCAGCAGUGGUGGGACAUGAUAAGUAGUGCAUGGAUGAAUGCAUACCGUCUAAUUGACGACAUACACUGUUUCGAGUUCCUUCCCGUCCUUGUGCAAGGCACGAAAAAGUACAUGCGGGCUGCUUCGACGUUUGAUCUCGAAACGCUCAUCAGAUAUGUGGACUAUACUCUCGAAACACGGGAGAGGCGAGACUCGGAGCAGGGAGAGCAGGGAGAGCAGGGAGAGCAGGGAGAGCAGGGAGAGCAGGGAGAGGGGGUCGUCGUUGCUGUGAAAGAGCUCAGGACGGUGGCCAGCGACAUGCUUGAGAGGAUGGCCAAAAGCGAUGAAGUUGUUAGCCCCUGAUUAUCACGGUGCCUGCAUGUUGU
Molecule: messenger RNA, 1343 nt
Organism: Suillus clintonianus
Lineage: Eukaryota; Fungi; Basidiomycota; Agaricomycetes; Boletales; Suillaceae
Exons: 2
Coding region: 1-1320 (439 amino acids)
Source: RefSeq, a predicted model, not a curated record